This is a messenger RNA of Carya illinoinensis, 1051 nucleotides long. RefSeq names its product protein MODIFYING WALL LIGNIN-2-like. The transcript is spliced from 3 exons. The record is from RefSeq and is a predicted model, not a curated record. The coding region runs from base 195 to 839 and encodes 214 amino acids. NCBI's taxonomy places the organism in Eukaryota, Viridiplantae, Streptophyta, Magnoliopsida, Fagales, Juglandaceae.
UGAUUUCACGACAAUUCAGACCUAUCCCUAUCGGUACCGUUGUAUACAAUUCAGACCUCUUCGAUCAUUUUGGAACACAAAUAAUUUAUCCACGGCUAAGCUCAAACUGCAGUAGCUUUGACCAACCUUCCUGCUAGACCUCUCUUCAAACAAAGAAUCAGAAGCAAUUCCAAUUUCAAAAGAUCAUAUCAGAGAUGACGGAGACAAAGGCUGUGGUGAAAUACAGUAUCCUCACUGUGGUGGGAUUCUUGGGGAUGGUAUCGUUUGCUGCUGGUUUUGCUGCAGAGUUUACUAGAGUUAAGGCUUCUCAGGUACGAAUUACUCGUUUUUCUGGGUGUGUAUACCCUUCAAGUCCAGCUAUGGUUCUUGGUUUGGUUGCAGCAGUGGCUCUUUUGAUGGCUCAAAUAAUUAUAAAUGUUUCAGCCGGGUGUGGCUGCUGCAAAAGAAGCCCUCGUUCUUCUAACUCUACAUCCACAAAACAUGUGGCUCUCUGUGUUUUUUCCUGGAUCACAUUUGUGGCUGCGUUUAUUUUGUUGCUGGCUGGUGCUGCACUAAAUAACAAACGUGAUGCAGGAGAAAGCUCGUACUCUGGCUAUUACUCUUGCUAUGUAGUGAAACCUGGAGUCUUUGCAGGAGGUGCCAUUUUGUCCAUUGUGACUUUGAUUCUUGGCAUUAACUAUUAUCUCGCCUUAAUUUCGGCAAACAUGAGCAGUAACAUUAACAAUCCAUCCGGCAAUUCUUAUGCUACUUAUCAAGGAGGCCAAGGUGAGAUAUCAUUAAUACCAAUGGGACAACCUCAGUUCCCACCAAAGAGUACUCAAGAACCUGUUGGCCCAUGAAGAAACGUGCAUCAGACAUUAAUCAGGAGUAGUUUCAUGUCCAAACACCAACUGGUUAAUUAAUUUAUGUGCAUGUUCCUUUCGUGCUUCAAAUAAGGAUUUUGUUCUUUGGCUCAAUGGGAAAAUGGGGGGGCUUUCUUCAGUCCCAUCAUUUUGCUGUUAAUUUGUCAGCAUGAUCGGUAAAAUCUAUUGAAUUUUCUUUCAGUUACAAA